AUAGUUCAAAUUUGGUUAUCCACGUGUCAACUAAUGUUAAACAGAAAUAUAACUGCCGUCCUCCCUUUGUAACAUGAAAAGAAACCCGAAACCCAUUAUCACUGUUCCAUUCAUCAACCUCCACUCCCCCACCGUUGGCUAACAUCAGAACCACCGCCGUCCGCUACAGCCCAUUAGAUUGUUAUUCUUUUCAAUCUAAAUAUGGCAGAGGAGAGUUCAGAGAAUAUUAUUUACCUCCAUGGGGACCUUGAUCUCAAGAUUCUCGAAGCUCGUUGUUUGCCAAAUAUGGACCUGGUAACGGAGCCGUUCCGACGCUGUCUCACAGCAUUUGACGUUUGUGGAAAUCUCUUUAGUUCCUCGCGCCGGAAAAAUCACCAGCAUCAUCACAAGAUCAUCACGAGUGAUCCUUAUGUUACGGUUUGCCUAGCCGGAGCUCGGGUGGCGAGUACGCGAGUGAUCUCUAAUUCGCAGACCCCAGAAUGGAAUGAGCAUUUUAAGAUCCCGUUAGCUCAUCCUGUAUCGCAGGUGGAAUUUCAGGUGAAAGAUAAUGAUGUGUUUGGCGCGGAUUUAAUCGGCGUCGCCACCGUCUCCGCCAAGAGGAUCGCCUCCGGUGAGUUCAUUGACGAGUGGGUCCCAAUUAUCGGAUCCUAUGGGAAGCCUCCGAAACCCGAUACAGCGAUUAGAUUGCAAAUGACCUUCAUUCCUUGUUCCAAAAAUCCGAUUUAUUCAAAUGGUAUUUUGGAGGAUUAUGGAUUGAAGAAGAGUUAUUUCCCAUUGCGCCAUGGGGGGAAGCUGACAUUGUAUCAAGAUGCACACGUUCAGGACGGAAUGCUGCCGGAGAUAGAAUUGGAUGAGAAGAGGAUUUUCGAGCACGAAAACUGUUGGGAGGAUAUUUGCCAUGCGAUAUUGGAAGCUCACCAUGUGGUGUACGUCAUUGGAUGGUCGAUAUACCACAAGGUUAAGCUGGUGAGAGAGCAAACCAAGCCAUUGCCGGAAGGAGGGUUUUUGAAUUUGGGAGAGUUGCUCAAGUACAAGUCUCAAGAAGGGGUAAGGGUAUUGCUUUUGGUUUGGGAUGACAAGACUUCUCACAGCAAGUUCUUCAUUAACACGGCAGGAGUAAUGCAAACUCAUGAUGAAGAAACUCGGAAGUUUUUCAAGCACUCAUCUGUCAUUUGUGUGCUGUCACCUCGAUAUGCAAGCAGUAAACUUAGCAUUUUCAAGCAACAGGCAUGCCUUAAUAUUGCAUUUAUGAUAAUGUUCUUUAUUACUCAGGUUGUAGGAACACUUUAUACGCACCACCAGAAAUGUGUGAUUGUGGACACUCAAGGCCAAGGCAAUAAUCGGAAGAUAACUGCUUUCAUCGGUGGUCUUGACCUCUGUGAUGGCCGCUAUGAUACACCUGAACAUCGAUUAUUUCGUGAUCUCAACACUGUCUUUGAGGAUGAUUUUCAUAAUCCGACAUUUCCUCCAGGAACAAAGAGCCCAAGACAACCAUGGCAUGAUUUACACUGCAAAAUUGAAGGACCAGCUGCUUAUGAUGUGCUCACAAACUUCGAGCAAAGGUGGAGGAAAGCCACAAAAUGGUUGGAGAUUGGACGACAUUUUAAAAGAAUAUCACAUUGGCAUGAUGAUGCUUUGAUAAAGAUUGAACGCAUUUCGUGGAUAACCAGUCCCUCCACAACUGUUCCGAAUGACCAUCCAUCAUUAUGGGUUACCCGAGAAGAUGAUCCUGAAAACUGGAGUAUUCAGGUUUUCCGAUCCAUAGAUUCGGGUUCUUUGAAAGGAUUUCCCAAGAACGUCCAUAUGGCUGAGGCCCAAAACCUAGUCUGUGCCAAAAACCUGGUGAUUGACAAGAGCAUUCAAACGGCUUAUAUUCAGGCGAUAAGAUCUGCCCAACAUUUCAUAUACAUUGAGAAUCAAUAUUUCCUUGGGUCAUCUUAUGCUUGGCCCUCCUACAAACAUGCAGGUGCUGAUAACUUAAUCCCAAUGGAGCUGGCAUUAAAGAUUACCAGUAAAAUCAGGGCGAAGCAGAGAUUCACAGUUUAUGUUGUAGUCCCAAUGUGGCCUGAAGGUGUUCCCACUUCUGCCUCUGUACAAGAAAUUCUAUAUUGGCAGGUAACCAUAAUUCUUGUAUAUGCAUGUUCUAUUCAUGUUACUGAGAUGAAAUAUUAUUCACUUUAUUGUUUGAACUGUACCAUAUAUGAAAUAGAACUUCCGCAGGUGUCAGCUUCACAAAAAUUUGGAAGAUUCAUGAUUUAUGUACAUGCCAAGGGAAUGAUAGUGGACGAUGACUACGUGAUACUCGGAUCUGCAAAUAUAAACCAACGAUCUAUGGCCGGUUCAAGAGAUACAGAGAUUGCCAUGGGCGCUUUUCAGCCUCAUCAAACUUGGGCGAAAAAGAAGGCUCAUCCACAUGGCCAGAUUUACGGAUACAGAAUGUCACUUUGGGCAGAGCACAUGGGAAAUAUUGACGAUUGCUUGAAGGAGCCUGGAAGUUUGGAUUGUGUCAAGUAUGUAAAUCGUAUUGCUGAAACUAACUGGAAGAAAUAUGUAGCUGACGAGUUCACUCCAUUGCAAGGCCAUCUUCUCAAAUAUCCUGUCGACAUAGAUGUUAAUGGAAAGGUAAAUCCGCUGCCCAGUCAUGAAAAUUUCCCGGAUGUUGGUGGUAAGGUGCUUGGAGCUCCAACCAAUCUUCCUGACGCUUUGACGACUUAGCCUCCCUCAUUGUUCUGUAUCCAUAGAUUAUCGGUACCCCUUCGUGUUUCUUCUGAUUCGUAUGUAUAUCAUUUGGCACCCGGAAAUGGGCGGUGGGGGUGGGAGGGAAGAACUCAAAACAUAACUAUAUUUGAGAGAAGCAAAUUCAGCAGAAUACAGGUGCAAGAUUUUAAAGUCAUUGCCUUGUAAUGUAACAUUAGGUAGUGCUGCUAUUGUUCAUAUAUGUGUCUGUCUCUUGGAUAUAUA
Olea europaea var. sylvestris is the source of this 2961-nucleotide messenger RNA. Its product is annotated as phospholipase D delta-like. Gene Ontology annotation, cellular component: plasma membrane. The transcript has 9 exons. Bases 202 to 2715 code for a protein of 837 amino acids. Lineage: Eukaryota; Viridiplantae; Streptophyta; Magnoliopsida; Lamiales; Oleaceae. Gene Ontology annotation, molecular function: D-type glycerophospholipase activity; calcium ion binding. The record is from RefSeq and is a predicted model, not a curated record. Gene Ontology annotation, biological process: phospholipid catabolic process; phosphatidylcholine metabolic process.